GGAAAAAAUUGGAAAUUAGCAACGUUUAUCCGCUCAUUUACACAGUUACUGUACCUAUUAAUUGAUCGAUCGUUGUAUGCACAGCGAGGUUUCUUGAAGAGUACAGCUAAGCAGCAUACAAGAGCUCCUGAUGAAGGUGUAUAGGUAAUACUUUGAGAGCCUUGUAAGACGCCAUGUCUGAAGAGGCAAUUUCAGAAAGUGACCUGGAGCCCAGCCUUAACAGUGAAGAGGAGUAUUUGGAAAAUGAAGAAGAGGAAGACAUGGAGGACAUGGAGGAAGAUGAGGAUGAAAAUGAUGGAGAUGAUGAAGAUGAUAGUGUUGACCGACCUGCGAGUGCCCAGAGCAGGACCGACACAGCCCAGGAUGGCAGGGACUCCACUUCAGCUACCUCCGGAGAAGCAUCCUCAGAGCCUCCGUCUCGACCUGCGUCCCGCCCAUCGUCCAGGCCUCCCUCCAGACCUCCCUCUCGCUCUGAGUCUCCAACCAUGCCGGAAAACUCAAGCCAGAGCAAGCCACCCUCCAGCAAAACAAAGAAACAAAAAGCCUCUAAACUAACCAAAUCCUCUAAGUCUUCAAAAGGCUCCAAACCCUCUAAGCCAUCUAAGCCUGCACAUAUGAGGAAGAACAUCAGAAAGCUGCUGAAAGAUGAUCAGCUGGAGGCCGGGACCAAAGCUGCUCAACAGGAGGAGAUGGAGAGGCGGAAACGUCUGGAGCAGCAGAGGAAGGACUUCCCUACACCACUGCCAGCUGUCCCAGACUCUCAGCUAGUGGACACUGCUUCACUUUUAGGAGAGGUGUCUAACUUGGUCCCUGCUCUCCUGAGCAAGCAGGACGUGAUCUGUCUGGACAGCAGUGGUGAUGAAGAUGAAAAAGUGGACACCACACUGCCUGCACUUGCCAUUAGAGAUGAUGUAAUUGAGCUUAGUUCUGGGGACGAGGAUGCCCUGCAGAUAAGCAGCGAGUCGGCUGAUGAGGAUGCUGAUGGCGCCAACGCCUCGGAGGAGAGCAGCGGGUCGCACAUCAACGACGCUCUCAAUUUGCCUGAUGCCCAGGGUCGAGUGCUAGUUAAUAUCAAUCACCCUGCAGAGGAGAAAGACCUUUACCUCGCUCCGCAGCUGGCCAGGGCCGUCAAACCUCAUCAGAUCGGAGGGAUCCGGUUUCUCUACGAUAACCUCAUCGAGUCUCUUGAGAGGUAUAAGACCAGCAGUGGCUUUGGCUGCAUCCUUGCUCACAGCAUGGGGUUGGGCAAGACUCUGCAGGUCAUUUCCUUCAUUGACAUCUUACUGAGGAAUACUGAGGCUCACACUGUGCUGGCCAUUGUUCCUGUGAACACCCUUCAGAACUGGCUGACCGAGUUCAACCUCUGGCUUCCACCCCAGGAAGCCCUCUCCCCUGACACUGACCCUGCAGUCGUCAUGGGCCGCUCAUUCAAAGUUCACCUCCUUAACGAUGAGCACAAGACGACGCUGGCCAGGGCAAAGGUUGUGGAGGGCUGGUCCAGAGAUGGAGGCGUGUUGCUCAUGGGUUAUGAGAUGUACCGCCUGCUGUCCAUGAAGAAGAGUUUUGUGAUGGGCAAGAAAAGGAAAUCAAAGAAGCCUGCAGGGCCAAUCAUCAUUGACCUGGAUGAAGAAGACAGACAGCAGGAGCUCAUGAAAGGUAUUGAGAGGGCCAUAGCGCGUCCUGGGCCAGAUGUGGUGAUAUGUGACGAGGGUCAUCGCAUUAAGAACUAUCAUGCCAGCACGUCACAGGCUCUGAAGAACAUCCGCUCCCGGCGCAGGGUAGUCCUGACAGGUUACCCGCUGCAGAACAACCUCAUUGAAUACUGGUGCAUGGUGGACUUUGUCCGGCCCGACUUUUUGGGCACGCGUCAGGAGUUCAGCAACAUGUUUGAGCGGCCCAUUCUCAACGGGCAGUGCAUGGACAGCACACCUCAGGAUGUCCGCUUGAUGCGCUUCCGCAGCCACGUGCUGCACAGCCUGCUGGAGGGUUUUGUCCAGAGACGUGGCCAUGAUGUGCUGCGAGACCAGCUUCCCUCCAAGGAGGAGCAUGUGAUCUUGGUGCGACUCUCUCCCAUUCAAAGGGCGCUGUAUACUGAGUUCAUGAAACGUUUUCGAGAAGCAGGGAACAGCGGCUGGCUUGGUCUAAAUCCACUCAAAGCCUUCUGCGUGUGCUGCAAGAUCUGGAAUCACCCGGAUGUCCUCUACGAAGCCCUGCAGAAGGAGAAUCAGGCCAACGAGCAGGACCUGGACCUCGAUGACAUCACUUCAGCUAGUAACCCCCGCUGCCCUGCACCAGGCGCCGGCCUCAAAGCCAAAGUAGCCGACUCAAGCAACAGUAAAGUCAACAACACCCUGCCACCACUAAAUCCCUCCCAGGAUCGAGCCAAUCAAGUCAUCACAUAUGAAUGGGCAAAGGACAUAAUGUCAAACUACCAGACAGGAGUUCUGGAGAACUCAGCCAAGAUGGUUCUGCUCUUCCAUUUGAUUGAUGAGAGUGUAAGAAGAAGAGACAAGAUUUUGGUCUUCAGUCAAAGUUUGUCCACCCUGAGCGUCAUUGAGGACUUCUUAACAAAGAGACCCAUGCCGACAGGCAUCGCCUCCCCAGACACCCAGAGCCAAAACUGGGUUCGCAACCUCAAUUACUACAGGCUGGAUGGGAGUACAUCUGCCACAGAAAGAGAGCGCCUUAUCAAUCAGUUUAAUGACCCAGAGAACAAUGCAACAUGGGUCUUCCUGCUUUCUACAAGAGCGGGCUGCUUAGGGGUAAAUCUGAUCGGGGCCAACCGCGUCGUCGUGUUUGACGCCUCCUGGAACCCAUGUCACGAUGCCCAGGCGGUGUGUAGGGUGUACCGCUAUGGUCAGAAGAAACCCUGCUACAUUUACCGCCUUGUUUGCGAUUUCACCUUGGAGAAAAAGAUCUAUGACAGACAGGUUUCCAAACAGGGCAUGUCUGACCGUGUGGUUGAUGACCUGAACCCAGUGCUGAACUUCACUCGUAAGGAAGUGGAGUCGCUGCUGCAUUUUGUGGAAGAGGAGCCCGGCCAGAUCUCUCUGACAGCCCAGCAGGAGUAUGAAAUAGUGAUAUACCAGGCUUGUCAGUUUUACCCACACCUCAUCACCAAGCAACCUUUCCAUCAUGAGUCUUUGCUCGUGGACCGCAAGGAGUCAAAACUGACCAAAGCAGAGAAGAGAGCCGCCAAGAAGAGCUAUGAGGAUGAGAAGCGAGCCUCUGUUCCCUACUCUCGCCCAUCAUACGCCCCCUAUUACCCAACCAGUGAUCAGACGCUCACUAACAUACCAGCAUUUAACCAACGCGGCUGGCGUCCCUUGGCACGGCCAGAUGACAAGCCUGUGGCAAGUGUCAGGCCCAUCCAGUCAACCCCAAUCCCCAUGAUGCCUCGCCAGGUCGGCAUGGGCAUGGCAGGCUCCAGCUCUGCUGGCAGCCUGCCUGUCAACUUCCUGCAGAAAGCUGGAGUUUAUGUGCAGAGGAUCGUCACCACAACUGAUAUUGUCAUCCCAGGAGCCAACAGCACAACAGAUGUUCAAGCUCGAAUAAAUGCAGGAGAGAGCAUCCAUAUUAUCAGAGGAUCUAAAGGUACCUACAUUAGGACGAAUGAUGGAAGAAUUUUUGCUAUUCGAUCUGGAAAGAUCAGCAGACCAGCAGUCGGGGGCUCUGCUGCUUCAAGAGACACCCAAGGUUCCCUGAUCCACCCAGUCAGUAAUGGCUGUUCAUCCCCUGUGGACCAACAGCAGCAAUCCCCCAACGGAGAGCAGCGGCCCUCCUCUCCCUUAAGCUCUGAGAUUCUCAGAGAGAUCAGCCGCUACACCUCAACCACAGGCAAUGCCGCCGCUGGCAUGGGGAACGAAUUGCCGUCACCCUCCGAUGUGUCGGCCGCACCGGUGGGGGAUGAAGGCAGGUCCCAGAACAAUGACACUGGUGAUCUCAGUAGGCAACUAAGUGACGACCUCCUGAGCUCAGCUUUGGAGAUGCGCGGCAGCAAACGCAGGAGUGCUGAAAACCAGGGCAACACACAAGUAGGAGGCAAACGCACCUCCGCUGCAACACGUUUCCCUGGACUGUCCAUGGGCUCUGGUGGGCUCAGUUUUCCUCCCGUGGGUCUGAACUCCUCCUCCCUACUGGGCAAUUUAGGGCACAUGAAUCAUCCACUUCUGAUGGGUGGCAGUGGUGGCCCAUCAUUCCUUCAGACACCAGGACAAGCACUAGCUGACCUGCAGACCAUGUUCCCCUCUGCAGGUUCGGACCUACUCAGACAGUCUGCAACAGGGAACGGACAGCUUCCCACCCCCUCCUCGUCCUCUCUGCCCACUGUUUUCUCCUCCGCUUCCACCACCAUCCCCAUGUCAUCUUCACCCUCAGCAACACCUUCCUCCUCCCUGGCGGGUUCUCUGCCUCCAUACUUGAUGAAUCCCAACAUGGCUGGCCUGCUCUCAUCAGGGUUCCCUCUCAACUACAGUCAGUCGCUGCUCCCUGAGCCUAGGAUGUUCCCCACCCCUCUCCUGUCAGGGUCUGGGGGAUUCCCUGCACCCAACUCCAGCUCUACGACAUCCAGCUUCCUCUCCCAUUUCAACAAUCCAACUUCCAGCCUGUUGGGGGCAGCUCUGACCCAGCCGGACAGGCACCAGAGUACGGAGAACGGCGGCAGCAGUUCUGACGACGAUGUUAUAGAGGUGACAGGACAGUAGAGACUAGAGACAAAAAUCCUGAAGAGGCAGUUUCACACACAGUUUCACUAGUCAUGUUUAACCUGCAGUACAUUAGGGAUGAUUAGGGAAUGAUUACACAUUAAAUGAAUAAAUAAAAUAAAUUUAUUCUGUCACAGUAUCUGCCCCAAUAGUGUUAAGCAUUGUUAGAUUGUGAAUGUGUGAGCACAUCAGAAUGAAAGGAAGGGCAAGAGAAAAAAGUGAAAUUCUACAGUGAUGAGGUGACUAAAGAAGAAACAUAAUACAUAAAACGUUUCAGGAACUAAAUAUUAAUGUUAAUCCUGAACACAUACAGUGAAGCUGGAAAAGGCUGUGAUGAGUUCAACGUGAUUCGGCCUUUGCUGAUAGACCAGUCAGUUUUUUAACAUUCACCUAAUCGUAAGUGAGAUUAAAUGCAUUCCCAUUCCUGAUGGCCUCAUUUAAGUUCAAACACACACACACACAUGGACUCUCACCUGCAAACGAGAGAAUCAACUUGUACCUUAAUGACUUUACAGAGUAACAAAUCCUUAUGCUGAAUAUCCCAGACUUGUUCAGCUGGAGCAUCAGAGCAGUGGGAACAAACCUUUGUCGCACGGGGACCAGCUGAAUUCUUUCGGGGGGCUUUCGAAGCACAGCCUCUCCUGCCACGCUCACGAGGGAGGCCUCGCCGCCCCGUUCGUUUCAUUUCCUCCGAAUUCAGGUGGAAUCAGGUGUUGGAUUGUUUCAUGUCGUGUUGCUGUGAAACAGCCGAAUGCGAGGCAGAACUGGACGUGGCUGUCACGCGCGUCAGCCGUCCUCGCCUGCUGAACACUAAUUUACUCAUUUUUCUUCGGCACAGUUUCCUCUUCUAGUGAACAAAACUGGAAAGCGACACACCAUGAUAAAUGACAGUGGCUACAGAACAAAAAUCCACUCAACAGUGUAUUUAGAAAAUAUCCUUCAAGGCUUAUGUUUAACUACAGAAAUUUUAGGCUUUCAGAGCAUAUUUUAGUCUUUAGCAAUUUGAUAGGCAUUGUAGCAUCCCCCGUUGAAAGGAUAUUAUGUGUGAUACUAUAACUGACCAUGUUGAUAAUUUGUAAAUAGCAGUCAUUAUCAUUGUUUAUAUUGCAAGUCAAUACUGUGCAGUGUGUAGAUUUUGGUUGUAGGGAGAUCAUUAUUACAGUGACUAUCAUGAUGACAGAUACGCCCUCGCGUUGAUGCUGGGGAAACAAAUUUACUUUCAAAAUUAUAAUUUCCUUUUUUUCUUGUUUCUUAAAACUAAACUGAAUGUACUUUCAUGUAAGCCUUUGAUAAGGAUUCGGACUGUGUUCUUUCAUUUAGCCUUAACUAAAUAACUCAAAGGGGUCUUGAGCAUUUAUCUUAGUACAUCCAUUUUACAAAUCUGUUGGAAGAACUACUGAGCAUUCAGACAGUCGGUGUCAAACUCAGAACACAGGUGCAGGGCAGGUUCAGCAUUGUGACUAAAAGCACCGAGCGUGAGAGCGAAAAGGAGAGCAACUCUAGGUGUAAUAUUGCAAGCUCAUUCACAGAAGCCUGUCAUUUGUUGUGUCCCCACCAUCUGUUGAUACAUCAUCCCUCAGUCAAGCUGCACCCUACAUUUAGUUUCUUAGGGAUUACUUUCAGAACCUUGCUGAGAACAAAUAUUCCCUAAACUGCGUCCAUGCAGCCUGAGUGUACAAAACCUUAAAUCAGUGUAGCCACCAACCCAUCAAACCAGAUGACGUUUCAGUACAACCACCUGUGACUGCGCGAGAACCAGGUCGGGUGAUGAGGUGGCCUUACCGAGCUGACAGUGCCAUUAUGUGGUAGCUUCUCACAGAGGUGCGUCUUUAAAAGCAGUGCAGUGUUAAGUAGCGUCUGUCUGUCGUGUCAGUCAGUAUCUGCAGUGCUUUAGGGAGUUUCGGUCUUUGCUGUUCUCUGUAGCCUUGUGUUUCUGUGUUGUGAUGACACCUCAAGGUAUGUAGAUUUAGGAAAGUCCCUUUCCACCGUUGGUAAAAUAGGCUAGACACCGUGGUUACAAGCCUUUAGAAAACACUGGAAAACCUGAGACAACAGAUCAUUCACUAUGAAGUUACAUUUUUUCUGUGGAGAUAUCUUCCUGUGGGAACCUUUAGCUCUCGCAGUUCUGAGUACUGUUCACUUUUUGGUUUUGUUUGCUACUGGCUCCUUCGCCGUUUGUGUUUUGGAUGCUUCAUUUCUAGCAUCAAGAACGUCUCCAGCUUUCUUCAGCGCGUUUUCGGAACUUGUGAUGGUUUUGUUUCACAGCUGAAGGCGAAGCUAGCACUUUGAAAAAGGAUCAUAUCUGCUUGUGAACUGUACAAGGUACAUCACACUGACGCCAUGUCUUUAUUCUCAGUCCGUUGGAAACACUUUGCAUUUGAAUCUUGGGAAUCAUCAGUUUAUAAAAUAAACCCUGUCUGCCAUUUCUCAUCAAUUAGGUGCAUUUUUAUGUUUCAUGGGAACUUUUCAUUUUUUUAAAGUUUUUUAUAACUUCUUAUUGGUGUUCACUCUCCUGGCAGUUGUUUCCCUUAUUUCAACGCAAGUGUCUGAAAUUUAUUUAUUUAUGAUGGAAAAUAUAUUGUUUUUUGUAAUUGCAUUUUUUAACCUUUUGUUCACUUUGACCCAUUGACGGCUGAUCCAGUAAGAAUUUCGUACAUGCAGCCUAGAUCGAAGCAGAAUAUGACUGUGUUAUCCAUGUUAUUUUAACAAUAAAACACUCUUCUAUUGCAGUAUGAAUCAUUUCCAAAUUCUUUUAAUUUAUCAUCCGUAUGCUUUUUUGUAAAAUCUCACUGAAACACGUGGCUAAAUAAGUAAUCAAAAACAGCAUAAAUAGCCAAAAAGAACGAUAAUAACCAACCUGAGAUACAAAAAUUCAUAUAUUCAGGGAUGUAGCCCGGAUUUUAGGAGGACAGUUUGUGAUCUUGGAAGAGAAUAUUAAUUGAUUGUUUGUUCGUUUCUGCCUAAAAUCAGUCACAUUUUUAGCAGUUUAGCCUAAAACACAGCUAGCCUAGCAGCUCUGUGAGGCUGCACUUAGGCGCAACAAUGCUUUGCUAAAUGCUAACACUAGCAUGCUAACAUUGCUGAUG
Molecule: messenger RNA, 7789 nt
Organism: Chelmon rostratus (copperband butterflyfish)
Lineage: Eukaryota; Metazoa; Chordata; Actinopteri; Chaetodontiformes; Chaetodontidae
Gene: rad54l2
Product: RAD54 like 2
Exons: 22
Coding region: 174-4703 (1509 amino acids)
Cellular component (GO): nucleus
Molecular function (GO): ATP-dependent chromatin remodeler activity; ATP hydrolysis activity; ATP binding
Source: RefSeq, a predicted model, not a curated record